Loa loa (African eye worm) is the source of this 738-nucleotide messenger RNA. RefSeq lists its product as hypothetical. The transcript has 7 exons. Gene Ontology annotation, biological process: monoatomic ion transmembrane transport; nervous system process; regulation of membrane potential. The record is from RefSeq and is a predicted model, not a curated record. Lineage: Eukaryota; Metazoa; Nematoda; Chromadorea; Rhabditida; Onchocercidae. Gene Ontology annotation, molecular function: neurotransmitter receptor activity; transmembrane signaling receptor activity; extracellular ligand-gated monoatomic ion channel activity. The annotation marks the transcript as partial. Gene Ontology annotation, cellular component: neuron projection; synapse; membrane.
UUUGGUUCAUGGACACAUAAUGGAUUUGCAAUUGAUUUGCAAAUUGAUGCUGAUGAUAGCAAUUCAACACAUCAAAUGGAUAUCAGUGAUUAUGUUUUGAACGGUGAGUGGGAUUUGAUUGCAACACCUGCCGUACGUAAUGUUAAACGUUUCGUAUGCUGUCCAGAACCAUAUCCAACAAUUACAUUUUAUAUGCAUAUCCGUCGUCGGACAUUAUAUUAUGGUUUCAAUUUAUUAAUACCAAGCUUGCUAAUUUCAUUAAUGACUGUACUUGGCUUUACAUUACCACCAGAUGCUGGCGAAAAGAUUACAUUAGAAAUUACAAUUUUACUAUCAAUCGUAUUCUUUUUGAGUAUGGUUGCUGAAAUGACACCAUCAACAAGCGAAGCUGUACCAUUAAUUGGUGUAUUUUUCUCAUGCUGUAUGUUGGUUGUAUCAGCAUCUGUUGUUUUCACCGUUAUCGUCUUAAUUUGCAUUUUCGGACACCUGAAAGUUCGACGGAUAUUACUGGAAUGGCUUCCAUGGUUUCUAAUGAUGUCACGACCUGGUACGGUAUACAGUUGUGGUGAAGCAAUAACGGAUACAGAAACGGAAACAAGUAGUAGAACGAAAGAAGAUGAUUAUGGUUUAAUCGAUGAUGAAAUUUUAUUCGGACGAAGAAAUACAUCUGAUGUACAAACUUUAUUGCUUCAUCAACUUUAUCUAAAGUUGAAACAGUCAAUUGAACUCAAACUAUGA